UAAGAUUUAAUUUGUUGAAAUCCUUAAUCUGAAGAGAAGGACCACGAGGAAAGUAUUUUGGAUCUUGUAGUCCUGACAGCAAUUCUACUCUUACCCACUACCACAAUAUUACAGCAGAGUAUAUUUUCUCAAUAUACUGUUGACAACACAUGCCAAACAGUAUUUCCACUGCAUUGCACAAAAUACUUCUAUAUUACUAUUGCACUAUAAAGAUUUUUUUUUUUUUUUUUUUUUUGCUUCAGGGCACUAACACUGAGUCACAAGUUGAAAAAUUUGUCCUUGAGCUAGGCUAUUCCCAGUUUUAUUGUUUCAAGAUAUUCUGCACAUUUCUCUGAAGCAUGUGAAGACAGAACCUGUCUGAAAAAGCACAGAGAUGUAUCCAGACCUUGAGUUUGCUCCUGAAUGGAUCAUUUUAAUUCUAUGACAUCAUAACAGUCUGUUUUUAUGUCCCUAUAUAGCAUCUCCAGAUCAUGUGACAGGUGAAAAGGGACCAUUUGAUUUGAAGGCUGAACAGCGUUUGCAUGGGAUUUUUAAAUUUUCUUGAAGCACAGGCUGUUGUCCUUCUGAAUUAAAGGAACUAGUCUGAUAAGAAGCAAAUCACCUGGACAAACAGAGGAUUUUUAACAUCUCAGGAUGGGCAGUGGAGCCAGUUCUGAGAGCAAGGAGUCGGCCAGAAGAUCCAGAGAACUGGAAAAGAAACUCCAGGCAGAUGCAGAGAGGGAAGCCAGGACAGUCAAACUGCUACUGUUGGGUGCUGGAGAGUCGGGAAAGAGCACUAUUGUGAAGCAAAUGAAGAUCAUCCAUAAAGAUGGUUUCACCUACCAGGAACGCAUGGAGUUCAGAUCUAUCAUUUACAGUAACGCAGUACAGUCUAUUCUGUCUAUCGUGAAAGCAAUGACUAAGUUAGGAAUCAGUUACGAAAACCCAGCUAGAAUUGAAGAUGAAACGAAACUGUGUGCGAUGGCAACAACUCUGGAGGAUGGUGACAUGUCUUCUGAAUUGGUUGAACUCAUCAAACAACUGUGGAGCGAUGGUGGGGUCCAGGCCUGCUUCGCAAGAGCAGCGGAGUACCAGCUCAAUGACUCGGCAGCCUAUUACCUCAAUGAUUUGGACAGGUUAGCAAUGCCAGACUAUGUGCCUACUGAGCAAGAUGUUUUGCACUCUCGAGUGAAAACAACUGGGAUUAUCGAGACUCAGUUCUCUUUCAAGGAUUUGAACUUCAGGAUGUUCGAUGUGGGUGGACAGCGAUCAGAGAGAAAAAAGUGGAUUCAUUGCUUCGAGGGAGUUACUUGCAUCAUAUUCUGUGCUGCACUCAGUGCCUAUGACAUGGUUCUGGUGGAAGAUAAAGAAGUGAACAGAAUGCAUGAAAGCCUUCAGCUGUUCAACAGCAUCUGCAACCACAAGUGCUUUGCAGCCACUUCCAUUGUGCUGUUUCUAAACAAAAAAGACCUCUUUCAAGAGAAAAUAACAAAAGUUCAUCUGAAUAUCUGCUUUCCUGAGUAUAAUGGACUAAAUACAUUUGAAGAUGCUGGAAAUUACAUCAAGAAACAAUUCCUAGACUUGAACAUAAGGAAAGAAGAUAAAGAGAUAUAUUCUCACCUGACAUGUGCCACGGACACCCAGAAUGUCAAAUUUGUAUUUGAUGCAGUCACAGACAUAAUAAUCAAGGAAAAUCUGAAAGACUGUGGGCUUUUCUAGACAUUCAUUCCCUUGCUCACAGCUUGACUUCAUCUCAGCCCACUUUCCUCUCUUCAUCCUGUGUGCUGACUGAAAUAAAAAGCUCUAGGGAAGAAACAAUAUCAAUUAGGCUUUUGUUAGGUGUCAGUUGAAGCCUUGGGUAUAGCCUGAGCAUUGCAGUCCAAUGCUAACUUUCUGUAUGUCAUAAGAAGAUUGAAAAAAAUGUUCCUCCUCCACAGAGAUGCCAGCCACUGAUAAAUUCUACUGGAAUCAAAGGGAAAUUCCUAUUUUAAUCAGUAUGAUUUGAAGAUAAUCAGCACUUCUCAGGAAACUGGGGACACCUCAGUAUCCUGUGUUUUCUAGUGAUGGGAGAAAAAAGAUAAUGUGUAACAGAUAACUGACUUUUAUUUAUAUUUGAAGCCUUAAGAAAGCUAUAGCAUUAAACAGUAUCAAUAGAAAAUUUCCAUUCAGUACUCUUUUGUUU
Grus americana (Whooping crane) is the source of this 2161-nucleotide messenger RNA. RefSeq names its product G protein subunit alpha transducin 3 (gene GNAT3). The transcript has 8 exons. Gene Ontology annotation, biological process: sensory perception of sweet taste; adenylate cyclase-modulating G protein-coupled receptor signaling pathway; detection of chemical stimulus involved in sensory perception of bitter taste. Gene Ontology annotation, molecular function: GTPase activity; GTP binding; G protein-coupled receptor binding. Gene Ontology annotation, cellular component: photoreceptor inner segment; heterotrimeric G-protein complex; photoreceptor outer segment. Bases 634 to 1698 code for a protein of 354 amino acids. The record is from RefSeq and is a predicted model, not a curated record. Lineage: Eukaryota; Metazoa; Chordata; Aves; Gruiformes; Gruidae.